AUGGCGUCGUCAUUCAGCGACGACGUCGAAGCGCUGCCGGAGGCUGGGGAGGAGGUCGAUCAGCAGGCAAAAGGAGCAUGCGCCGUGACGGAAGAGAACGAGGCGGCGCUGCAGGAGCAGCAUGAUGAUGACAAGGCGCCCGUGCCCGAUGAGCACAAGGAGACGAUGUCGUCGGCGCCAGAGCAAGCUACAGAGGCACCGGCGCCGGAGGAUCAACACGGGGACGAGAAGGGCCAGGUGGUGGUGGAGCCCAAGGCGGCGGCGGAUGAUCAGGAGAGCACGCGCGAGAGGCUGAAGCGGCACAGGCGGGAGAUGGCGGGGAGGGUGUGGGUCCCGGAGAUGUGGGGGCAGGAGAAGCUGCUCAAGGACUGGGUGGACUAUGCCGUCUUCGACCGCCCCUUGGUGGCGACGGGGCUGCUCACAGCGCGCCGAGCGCUCAUUGCCGAGUGCUGCACGCGCCGCCCGGACCGAGCGGCGGCGGCGUCGUCGUCCACCAGCUCCAACCCGCUCCGGGUGCGGAACGGCUGCUCCUGA
Zea mays is the source of this 534-nucleotide messenger RNA. RefSeq lists its product as uncharacterized. Gene Ontology annotation, biological process: blue light signaling pathway. Bases 1 to 534 code for a protein of 177 amino acids. The transcript has a single exon. Lineage: Eukaryota; Viridiplantae; Streptophyta; Magnoliopsida; Poales; Poaceae. The record is from RefSeq and is a predicted model, not a curated record.